AUGCCCAUGCUAAGAUUCCCUACAUCAAGUGACGCACCCUUUCCUCUAGAGCCGCUGGUUGCAAGUAAAUUUUCAGCUACACACCCGGCGCUCAUUGAGACGGACGAGUUGACGUUUCAGACACCCUUCUUCAGACAUAUGUAUUUCCACGCGGCACGUGUGCAAGGGCCUCUAUCGCUGGGCAGCGGUAUAAGCGCAGUGCUUGUGGCAUAUUGGCAGAGCAGGCGAGGGCCUCAUGUGGGUAUGCCACGUCUCUGGCUUUCUAGUGGCUGCCUUAUUGGUGCCAUUGUGCCCUUUACUGUGAUCAAGAUGUUUACGCUUUACAACAAUCUCGUGGACUUCAAGGGCUGUUUGCAUAGUGGUCAGUUGUGA
This is a messenger RNA of Plasmopara halstedii, 372 nucleotides long. RefSeq names its product Protein of unknown function DUF1772. The transcript has a single exon. The record is from RefSeq and is a predicted model, not a curated record. The coding region runs from base 1 to 372 and encodes 123 amino acids. NCBI's taxonomy places the organism in Eukaryota, Oomycota, Peronosporomycetes, Peronosporales, Peronosporaceae.